Eremomyces bilateralis CBS 781.70 is the source of this 1116-nucleotide messenger RNA. RefSeq lists its product as uncharacterized. The coding region runs from base 116 to 982 and encodes 288 amino acids. The transcript is spliced from 4 exons. The record is from RefSeq and is a predicted model, not a curated record. Gene Ontology annotation, molecular function: NADH dehydrogenase (ubiquinone) activity. NCBI's taxonomy places the organism in Eukaryota, Fungi, Ascomycota, Dothideomycetes, Eremomycetales, Eremomycetaceae.
CUUGGAUGCCGACCCUGCUUCCUUCAUUGCCCGCUUCUUGGACCGGUUGUGGUUCCUACCUGCCCGACAUCCGCGAUAUCUAGCCUUGUCUGGCGGCUGUUGACCACCGUUCAUCAUGGCGCUUCGAUUGGCCCCGGGACGGGUGCUGUCUCGUCGGUCCGUUGCAGGGCGCCCCGUGUGCUCGUUGAUGGUCGCGAGGAAUCUCUCGUCCAGCUGCGUGAGGAGAAAAGAUGUGGUGGGAGAGGAACCGCCGAAUAUGAAGCACGCACAACGACCUCCAGUAGGACCGCUCAAGGCACCGAUUGUGAAUCCGGUCGAUAAAUACACGGAGAAGGCGGAGCAAUUGCAUAAAUACGGGCAGUACUUGAUGUCGUGUUUACCGAAAUACAUCCAACAAUUCUCCGUCUGGAAAGACGAAUUGACUAUCUAUAUUCCUCCCACCGGUGUGAUCCCUGUCGUCUCCUUCCUCAAACUGCACACCGCCGCCGAAUUCACUCAACUCACCGACGUCACCGCCGCCGACUACCCCUCCCGCAACCACCGCUUCGAAGUCGUCUACAACCUCCUCUCCGUCCGCCACAACAGCCGCAUCCGCGUCAAGGCCUACGCCGACGAAGCCACCCCGGUCCCCUCCCUCUGCGGCCUGUACGAUGGCGCCAACUGGUUCGAGCGCGAGGUCUACGAUCUCUACGGUGUCUUCUUCACCGACCACCCGGACUUGCGGCGCAUCAUGACCGAUUACGGCUUCGAUGGCCAUCCGCUGCGGAAGGAUUUCCCCAUGACCGGGUAUACUGAGAUCCGGUACGAUGAGGAGAAGAAGCGCAUCGUCGUCGAGCCGUUGGAGAUGACCCAGGCGUUCCGGAACUUUACCGACGGGAGCAGCGUGUGGGAGCCGGUGGGGCCGGGUGAUGACCGGACGCCGGAUCAGUUCAAACUACCGACGCCUCAACCUGAGCCACCGAAGGAGGAGCCGAAGAAAUAGAGGUAGACAUGCGUGCCAUGAAGGCUUGGUUUGGUCAAUCAUGUAUAUAAAAAUAGUUUCUCAACGGUGCACUGUAUGAUCCCUGGUAGAUAACAAGGUCCAAAAAUCCAAUCUGCGCCAACUUGCGUUCGAAU